UAUGUCACACAGAGGGUACAUCAGACAGAUAUAUAUAGUGUGUAGAUUUCAGAUGAGGAAAGUUAUUGCUACAUUGCAACGAUGUGAGUCAUACAAUUUGUUGACAUUUUGUGUGAUGUAGAAUAUAUCAAACAAAGAAAAGGGCGGAUUUAACAAGCAGACAUGUUGGGAAGUUAUUUCGUCCUCGUGACGGUUAUGACAUGGACGAUAGCGAUGGCGACAAUAGACAACAGUGAUGUGACAAUUAUCAGUGCGAAAAUUACUGCAGAGGUGCGGUUUGACUGCAGUCGACGGAGCGACAACGAGGUUAUGAUUUGGAAAGUCUCGACAAAAUCUGGGACGAAAGUCUUCAAUGUCAAGGACAAAUGUGAUCGCAAAGCAAAUGAUCCAAUUGACGUGAGAAAACGGUGUAUAGAUGAUAGAUAUGGUUUUGACCUUGUAAUAAAAAAGAUCAUAGAAGAUGACGAAGGCAUUUAUGAAUGUGCUGCUGCCAGACCCACCGACGUUCUAAAAAAAUACGACUUUAGAAUAGAAAGAAAAGCCUUUAUUCCCGAGUUCGCCUACACAAAAGAUGCAACUGUAAUGGAAGGAAACACUGCUAGACUAUGGUGUAAUGCUUCCGGAUUUCCCAUUCCUUCUGUUCUAUGGCAAGUUGUGGACAUUGAUUCGAAUAACAGAGAGUCUUUCCACGAUAUUGGCAUUCAUGGGAAGCUGCUUCAAAUCAAGAACGUUUCCAGACACUGUAGUACAUCGUACAGAUGUGUGGCUUCGAAUGAACUUUCCAGAACUCCUGCGGAGCAGAAUAUCAAGAUUCGAGUGGACUUUCGUGCUAUGGCCGAUCUCGACAUAUACAGUGAGGAUUAUUGUGGUACUUCCACUGAUGAUCUCGGGGAGACAAUAAAAGUAAACACAACAGGAGAUUCCUAUGUGGAGAAGAGUGAAGGAUCAAGAGUGUCGCUUGUUUGUAGCGGAUCUGGUUCUCCGAACGCUACCAUAGAAUGGCUUAGGCACUAUAAGGGUCAACUCAUCAAAAUCUCAACUCUAGGACACGGGGAUCAGAUUGACAAUACCCACCAACUUGAGUCUUUUGUGACCGCGGUCUGUCCUUCUUUAUUCAUUGACGAACGAAGGUUUCGACUAACCUUUCAGGUUUUUGACGAUAUGUUCACGACAUACGUUUGCCGUACGUCAAACAAAUAUGGCGUCGACGAAAUGGCGAUGACAGUCAAGAAGGCAAUGUGAAAGAUUUCGUUUAAAAUUAUGCAAAUGUUCGUCUCGAUACACCACGGGUCUUUGAGUGUAAUACAAAAACAAAUAAAUGCUUGAAUAAUUCUUUAA
Messenger RNA from Mizuhopecten yessoensis (Yesso scallop), 1338 nucleotides. Its product is annotated as neural cell adhesion molecule 1-like. Bases 163 to 1242 code for a protein of 359 amino acids. NCBI's taxonomy places the organism in Eukaryota, Metazoa, Mollusca, Bivalvia, Pectinida, Pectinidae. The transcript has 7 exons. The record is from RefSeq and is a predicted model, not a curated record.